Molecule: messenger RNA, 5072 nt
Organism: Misgurnus anguillicaudatus (oriental weatherfish)
Lineage: Eukaryota; Metazoa; Chordata; Actinopteri; Cypriniformes; Cobitidae
Source: RefSeq, a predicted model, not a curated record
GUGACGAAAAUCGACCCUAAUUGUUAUUGAGUUGUGUGGAAAUUUGAUUAAAAACAUCUGGGAAUAGAUAGCAAUACAAUCUCCCACAGAGGAAUUGACCGAGAACCCAUAUCCACCUAUUACCGCAUAGUCUAUGUCAAUAUCAUUUUUUAUGGAUACACGUGGUGUUUUUUACGACCAAGCAUAGCCAUGGAAACUGUUGACUUAAAUCCAGGGGUGUUAGGCUAUUUAUUUAUAUCGCAAUAAGCGUCGGCUAAUUUCGAUGGUGUCCUCCACAAACACGGACGGGUAUUUUGGCGAUUAUAGAGUACAGUGUUUUCAGUUUUUCUUUUUUUUUUCUUUUAGAGAAAAUGUAUACAUCCAGUGCCUGUGUGAUUGUGACUAUUGAGCGAAUUUAAGUGACGCUUCUUUAAUGUAUGAUGCAGGAUGUGCAUUAGUUUUGGCUAUUGUGAAUUUUCGUGUUCUGACAUAUCGAAGCUUUCCAUAGAGUGAACUAAUAUUUAGUUAAUUUUAUAUUGUUUUAUCAUUUUCACAGUCAUGGGCUUGGUUAGGCUCAGUCGUGCAAAGGUUAUCAGGUUAACGCACCGGCUGCUCUGUUAAAUGUAUAUUGUAUUGUAGUAAUAUUCGUCUCACGUAAUGUCUGCGUGAAUUGCGCGUGAAGGUGGCACCAGAAUGCCAAUGGCACGUGCGACAAGCUACAACCGCAGCCAAUUUUAUUACAGUCGUGAUGUGAUAGUAAGACGGGAGGCGUGGCUGCGUGCGUGCGUGCGUGUGUAUGUCUGUGGCGGGAUUUGUACUGUGCCUGGGCUCGCGUGAACCCCGACACGACUGCUGAACCGACACACCUUGCCAUCGGUCAUGUGCUUUUCCGGUAACAGGGACGGGGAACACCUCAAAACCCCCACCUGUGCUCCUAAUUGGUUCUCUAUACCAUGAGCUCUGGCUCCACCCAGGAUGUGGCGGUGGAGAAUUUCCUGCGUGACAUAGAGAGGCGGGGCCAGUGGCUGCACUGUGCUGUUAUUGGCUGUGAGGAGGAGCACCCCAGAGGCGACAUGAACCUGUUGUAUCGCAAAAGUCGACUGGACUGGAGACACAGAGAUCAGGAAAGCAAGAAAAGCUCUAAUUAUAAAGAUGCCUCCUCUGCAACGGUUGGGAAGGUUCGGGAUCUGGCGUCAUUUCGGCGGCAUUUCCGAAUGGGAUUUAUGACGAUGCCGGCGUCUCAGGACUUGUCGCCCCACUCUUGUGCGGCCGCCAUGGCACCACGCUCUCAAUCAUGCCACGCUGUGGGGACCGGGGAAGAGGAGGAGCUGGAGAAUGGCUAUUAUCCAGACUCAGAUCCCCAAAACCAAUCGAAUCCAUCCCGCUGCCCCCCAGCAAAGCCUAAACGCCACCCCAACACCCGGCUGAGCUCCAACAAGGAGCAGGAACAUCCUCUUCGUGGGGUCCAUGCACCACCUGAUACUCCGCCACCUCCACCUCCUAAUCACCCACACAAACACUCAGAAAAGCGGAAUGCAAUGAAGAAAUCUGAUUCAGGUGAAAUGUCAGGACGGAAAGUUCCUCCCUUAAAGCCCAAACGGAGCCCAAGCACACAGCUCUCCUUUGACCCCCCACCCCUUCGUGUCCAGCCAUCCACCACACCCCUUCCUUUCCAAAGCUCUGAACCCUCUCUCCGGGGUGAUGGGGGAGAUGAUGAGCCAGUUUACAUUGAGAUGGUGGGCCAGGUUUUUACCCGAGAAACUCACAAUGCCCCCACUCCUCAUCCCCUCACACCGUCUGCCACCACACCUGAUUCUGAUUCGGACCAGGGAGAGGCUAUUUAUGAAGAAAUGAAGUAUCCCCUCGCAGAUGACGCAGCUCGAGAAGCCCAUCGGCGCUUGCCACUCAAACAUGAUCGAAUCAAAUCUAAAGUGUACCAUUCCUCUGUCAUCUCAUCCUCCUCUUCCCCUACCUCCUCCUCUCUCCCACGCCCCUCAUCAUCCUCUCCGGCCUGCUCCUCCUCCUCCAAGUCUAAAGCAACAGUCUCUAUCUCCCACUCUUCACCCCUUCCCUCAUCCUGCUCUUCUGCCUCCUCCACACCUGUACCACAACCACUCUCUUCCUCACCACACCCUCCUCGUGCCCCCACCCCCUUCCUGUUGCCGGGGGCCAAGCCUGAACAUGAGUCCAGCUCCAGUAAGAUUCCGGCACCCUUCCCUAACUUGCUUCAGCACAAGCCCCCGCUUCUGGCUUUUCCCCAGCCAGCUGCUGCUUCAAGUGGAGUGGGGGCUCAGCACAAGACCAGCUCGGCCAAAAUCAGUGUGCAGUCAGCCUCCAGCCUGCCAGUGUCUACCAGCACCUCCUCCAGCACGAGCUCAACCAGCAAUUCCAAAGAGUCCUCUGGAGUCGAGAAAGAUCGAGAAAAGGAGAGGAGGGAUGGACAACUGGGACCAGCACCAGGACUUAGAGCCCGCAGUCAUUCCACUCCUCUACCUCCAUCAUCGAAAUCCUCCUCUCCCUAUUCCCACCACCACCACCAUCAUCAUCAUCCACACCAUAGGCCGUCCCACUAUCACCAUUACCGCAAACCUGAGAAAGAGACCUCUGGAAAAGGGUCAGGACAGGGUUCUUCUCAGUCCUCCAACCAGACACAAACACAGCCUAAGGAGGGCAAGUCCGUCAGCUUCCUGCUCAAGUCUGAGAAACCGGAGAGAGAUCGAGAUAGAGAGAGAGAUCGGGAUCGAGAGAAAGAUUCAAGCACACCAUCAUCCAGCCAGACUGAUGCCCUCACUUCAGGCACGUAUACGCCCACUUCUCAGACCGGUACAAGCACCACACCAAGUCUACCACCAUCGUCAGCUGCACCUUCCUCCUCUUCUUCCACUCAGCGUCCACCGUCUCGUUCUCAUAUGCACCGUUCCCAGACCCCUCAUUUGUCCCAUAACCUGCCUGCUUACAAACCUCCCCCUUCUGACAGUCCCCUGCUGUGGACCUACCCCUCUGUGGGUUUCCGUCGGCCACCCGCCUACGACAGCCUGCGUGGAGGCUCCCAGUUGCCAUCCUUGCACACAGACCCAAAUAAAGCUGGGUCUGCAACCCAGGCAUUGCAGGCCAAGACUGGGUUCGUUCCUUGGGACAGUGCAGCUGGUCUGGGACUCAACGAUGAACAGGCUUACUGGCCCAUGCAUAGAAAAUUGUCAUUCAGUCAUGGGAGCCGAGACUCAGAGAAGGAAGAUGACAGUGUGUGGAAUGGGAGUGCAGAUGCUCUGUUGAGGAGAGAGAGAGAUAAUAUAGGAGUAUCCAUGCGGGGUGGAGGACACUCUGGAAUUCCUGUGCGGGCUACGGGAAGACACAGUGAGAGUUUGGCUGGUGCGGACGGACCCCCAGGGUUAAAAGGACUGAUACGAGCUGGACUCCCUUUACCCUGCCAAACUUUCCCAGCAUGCCGCAAUGGAGAGUUAGGUCGCCUUGGCAGGUCGUCCUCCACAUCAGGAGUAAGACAAGUGGGAGGUGACAUUCAAAGGCAAAGCAGCCUGCCAGCCAGAGAAGUACUUAACCAGAUUCACGCGCUCUCGCAGUUUCACUCUCAGGCUCCUUGCAGUCCAUCACUGACCCGGCAGCAGCAGUACCAGCACCAGCAGCAGGUUCACCUCCAGUUCCAGCAGCUGGCUCAGCUCGCCGCUCAGGCCCAGCUACCCAUUAGUGCGGGCACCAGCGGCACCUCCGUGACCCCUGCCCAGCGUGACGGCAAGCUCCUGGAGGUGAUCGAGAGGAAGCGCUGCCUCUGCAAGGAGAUUAAAGCUCAUCGCAGACCAGAUAAGAGCUUAUGUAAGCAGGACAGCAUGCCUAUUUUACCCAGCUGGAGGAGAACACCGGAGCCACGUAAGACUGGAACGCCGCCCUGCCAGAGGCCUCAGGCUGUGGUGUGGGACACAGCCAUCUGACCAAUAGAAAUGGGGGCAGCGAGUAAGAAAAUCAUGGAGCGAACAAAUCUUUUUGUAAAAAUCUUUCUGAAAUAAGAAAAGUGGCCUUUGAACGUAGAGAUUAUAAAAGACACUGGGAAGGAAAACGGAGAUGAAUUGAAAUUGUGUAGUGCAGACGUUUUGCUGAAAAAAUAGCAUGAUUUAGAUUCAGUCUCUUUGUAGAAUCGAGAGAGAAAAGUUUUUCACGGUGUUCACGUGCCAUAAAACUGCAGCAGCUUCAGUACACACGUUCAGAAACACACCAGAGAGACACUUUAGUUUGUACUCUCUCUCUGACCUGCUGCAAAUAUAACCUUUGCUGCUGAGUUUACAACCUUUUUGAAACACCCUGGAAACUUUUGGAGCGCCGUGACGUUUGUACUCUGAUGAACAUGACGGAGGAGAAUAGAUGCGUUCUUUUCUCCUAAGGAAUGAAGAAAUUAUCAAAACUUAAGAUGUGUACAGAAUGAAUGGACUCUAAAAUAUUGAAGUGGGAUUUUCUUCAUAUCAUAAACUGUUUGUGACUUUGUGUUUUUACUGACCAGAUUUACUCAAUUAUGCUGCUGUUUUCUGGGCAUCCACUAGACUGAUGUUUUUUUUACAUUCCAGAUGAGUGACUGUGUGUGUGUGCGCGCGCGUGUGUGUGUUGUCAUGAGGAACUUGUAUAUGUAUCUUUGCGUUAGAGUUGUGUAAAGUCGCAGACCGGAUGAAGUGACGUAAAAGUGAGCAGUCCAAGGGAAAAAAGUGGAUGAACACAAUAUUUACAAAAUAUCAACACUUUUACACAAAGAUCAAAAGUCGUACACAUCUUGUUUAUAUAUUCAAAACCAGUUUCAGUGGAAAAUGAAGGGCUGCUGUAGUUUGUAGAUCAGUAGAUCCAUUUGUCCAAACAUUUGCCCAAUUACUGCCUAUUGAUCGAGUGCCAAUUUAAUGAGUACGAUGACAUGUGAGUCUGGGUAAUAAAAGAAAGUAGUUCAGCAGAAGUUGCACUAUGUGACUUUUGUAGCAAUAUCUGUUAAAACACAAGACUGAUCUCAGUAUUAAUCUCAGUCCAGUAUAAUACUCCAACAAAAUCAUGGUGGAGAUAAAGACAACCAAUAACAUCUAGAUUCUCAUUGCAUUAUUUCAUGG